AUGAGUAACGAUAACGAAUCAACUUUGAAAAGGAGGACUAAUGUCCCUGAAACCAAAUCUAAAGAUGAUUCAAACUCUCAUCAAAAUUCAACUGCAAAGUUGCCAUCUCGCAGACCUAAAUCAAAGUCAAAAUCAAAGGGACCACUUCUUAACAUUGCUCCCAUGAAUACUCCAAUGAAAUAUAGAUUACAAACUAUAGGAAUUAUUUGGCAUACAAUUUCGAUCCCAUUUUUCAUUAUAUUAUUCUUAUUUACACUUUAUCUUGGAUGGGUUGUCUGGUUAGUUGUAAUCCUUCCAUAUUUCAUUUGGUGGUAUGGAUUUGAUAUGCAUACUCCAUCGAAUGGAAAAGCUCAAUACCGGUAUCGUGAAUGGAUAAGAAAUCUAAUUGUAUGGGAAUGGUUUGUUGAAUAUUUCCCCAUCAGUGUCCAUAAAUCAUGUGAAUUGGAACCAACUUUCCAAACGGUUGCUGUUGAAGAUGCUGCAAUUCAACCUGAUGAUGAAGAAGAUCUUGUUUCGGAAAAUGCAAGAACUUUGAUUGAUAUUAUCUUCAAGAAACUAGGACUUCAAAAGAGAUUAAAUGUUAUUGAUUCCUAUUCACCACCUCCAACUUCAAGUAGGAAACAAAAGUUCAAAAAAGUUUCAGUCGGACCAAGAUAUAUCUUUGGAUAUCAUCCACAUGGAGUCAUCUCUAUGGGAGUAAUGGGGACUUUUGCUACUAAUGCAAUUAGAAAUGAACCAUUUGAACCUCCUGCAAAAUUUCUUAAACCUUUUUUCCAUGAUCCAAAUGGUAAACCAAGAUUACUUCCAAAUAUUGAAAAGAUUUUCCCCUUAACUUUAAGUACUCAAUUUACAUUACCAUUUUACCGAGAUUAUCUUUUAAGUUUAGGCUUAACCAGUGCUGCUGCGAAAAACAUCAAGAGUUUAAUCAACAAUGGUGAUAACUCAGUCGUUAUUGUUGUUGGUGGUGCUCAAGAAUCACUUUUAAAUGAUGUGGUUGCUUCACAUUCUAAAAUUGGUAAUGGAUAUAAAAAGCAACAACCAGAAUCUGAUGAUGUUUACCCUUCGAAUUCGGUUGAUGAAAAGCAACAAGAUAAACUUAACCAGGAUGAAAAAAUUGAAUCAAAUGCUAAUAGUAAAGACUCUGAAAAAUCAGAAGGAGUACCUGAAAGACAAAUCCGAUUGGUUUUAAAUAAACGUAAAGGUUUUGUCAAGAUUGCCAUUGAAUUGGGUAAUAUCUCUUUAGUGCCUAUUUUUGCAUUUGGAGAAGCUGAUAUUUAUAACGUUAACAUCCCAGAAGAGGGUUCUAUGGGUUAUACAUUCCAAUUAUGGAUGAAGAAAGUAUUCAGUUUCACUGUGCCAUUUUUCAGUGCUCGUGGUGUAUUCAUAUAUGAUUUUGGAUUCCUUCCUUAUAGAAAUCCAAUCAACUUGUGUAUGGGGAAACCUAUAUAUAUUCCCAGUGGAGCCUUGGCAGAGUAUCGGGCAAAGCAUCCUGAAUCGGAUGUAGAUUUGACAAGUGCAGCUGCUGAACUUUCAAGAUCUGAAGCUGUUGACAUUCAAAAGACUUCCAGUAGAAGUAAUUCCUUUUCCAAUUUGUUCAAAUUGAACCAGAAUAAGGUCCCUUCGAAGCCAACACCACCUAAGCAAAAGAUCCCAGCAGAAUUAUUGGACCAUUAUCAUAAACUUUAUGUCGAAGAACUUCAAAGAGUUUAUGAAGACAACAAACAUAGAUUUGGAUAUGGUGAUGUUAAGUUGAAUAUCAUUGAAUAG
Molecule: messenger RNA, 1767 nt
Organism: [Candida] anglica
Lineage: Eukaryota; Fungi; Ascomycota; Pichiomycetes; Serinales; Debaryomycetaceae
Source: the annotation of a GenBank genome assembly